Molecule: messenger RNA, 2528 nt
Organism: Leptopilina heterotoma
Lineage: Eukaryota; Metazoa; Arthropoda; Insecta; Hymenoptera; Figitidae
Exons: 2
Coding region: 366-1484 (372 amino acids)
Molecular function (GO): nucleic acid binding; zinc ion binding
Source: RefSeq, a predicted model, not a curated record
UGUCGUUGGCUUCUCAAUUAUUUAAAACUCGCGCGCUAUUUGACCAGAUGUCGAAUAGCUGCGCAUUUGUCGUCUCAGAGCAGACGACAAAACCACGUUUUCGCUUCUGCCGGCUUUUUCCAGCAGAGCUAAGCAAGCGAUCCGCGCGUCAACUCGUGCUGCGUCACGAUCUUCACCUGCGGUUCUUUUUGUAACUUAAUUACGUUUUUAUUAAAGAAUUAUAAUUUCACUAAUUGUUGCUUUUCUUUCGCGCGUGUUGUGCUGUGUCCAAUUUAUACUAAACUAGUAGGAUAAAUCCAACAACUGUACGACAACCCACGCAGAUUUGGUUCACAACGACAGUCAACACCGUACCGCGCAACAUCAUGGCCUCCAACGCAUCGAGCGACACCACCAGCCUCCCCUCAACAUCAGACUUGCCAAUUCUGCGCCUCAACUCCACACCAGGAAGCCUAGAGACUGAUGAGUCCAACUUGGACUUUGCUGAGGAGUCAUCAGGGCUCGUCUUACUGAGAAAGGAAGAGUUAGAGUCGUUUCUCUCCACCCGCCGCAUGCAAGCAAUGCACCUGAACUCCGCCAUCCGACAAAUAAUGGACCUCGAGCAACAACUCUCAAGCGAAAGGAAAAUCCCUUCCACGGUCCCAAGCGCUUACGAGAACCAGAUGCAGGCUUUUGUCACGCUCACGAUGAGAAAUUGUGAAAAAGAAGAAGAGCUCAAGACCACCCUCGAGCAACUACGCGCCUCCCAGCAGGAAGUGAAAGAUCUCAAGGCUGAGUUGGAAGCCUUCAACUACGAUUGGGAUGAACUUCUCGCCAGUCACAAGAACUACAAAGCGCAAGCAAAGCUGGCUACCGCCUACAAACAUCUCUUUAAGGAAAAGAUCUCCGAGGUCUACCUUGCGCAAUCCGAAUUGCGCGAACCAUUCCUCCACCCUAAGAUGCCCAAAGGAUGUAUCAACUGCGGUCAGCAAGGACACAGCCAAUACACCUGUAAGGAAGAAUACUCCGGCGAGUUCUGCCAGAAAUGCUCUGCGCAAGGGUUCAACACUAAGGACUGCCCCUGGCCCCAUUUUGCCGAGGGAGUCCCAAAGGUCCCCGACAGUCAAAAGUGCCGCCGUUGCCGCCAGCCUAAAAAUAAACCAGAUCCCAAUUGCCCAAUCUGCAGAGACAAGAUCAUCGCUCAAAAUAAAACAAAACGCUACGACCUUGCCGUCAAACUAAAGCAAGAAUCGCUAGCGCAACUCAGCAACUACUCGACUCCCAAGCUGCACGACGCUCCACGCCCUCAGCAGGACAAAGUCCCAGUCGCCCGACCAACAGAGCAACCAAGCAUCAGUCUACCUGUUCCGCCCAGCGCCGAACAACCACCUUCCCGAGAUAAAACCCCUCCCCUGAAGCCGAUUACCAUGAACUCACCAUCAUCCGAUGACGACGCAGAAUCUUCGGACACCUCCUCUACAGGACAAGCCACACGAAGAGGCUAAUCGCGCUUGAGACUUUUUGUGUUUCCAAAGACAAUAUCAAAGUGCCUUUUAGUGAAACCAACUACCUCACUACACGCUAUAGCGUACAUUUUUUUAUUUUCUUUUGUUAAAAUUAGGUUAAUGCGCCGUUGCGCACUUCGUUAAUUACUUCAAGACCGAAGCGUCGUUACGCUUACCUCCUAUUGUUAGAUUAAUGCGCCGUUGCGCACUUCGCUAUUACUUAACACCGAAGCGCCGUAGCGCACAAUAUUAAGCAAGCAAUGAGCGAUGCCUCAAUAACAAUUCAAUUCAAAAAUUAUUUUUUUACAAAUCAAGAUAUUAUUUUCUUUAAGCUCCUCCAGCAAAGUGAUACUUUUGUCUCAAAAAUACUUUUUACUUUUGCAGAGACGCCCAAUAGAGCGAGAUCGCCAGGGAGGACGAUCAUUCAGACUGAGGAGCUACCGACAACCUCAUCUUAGAAAGGGGGAAUUGUGACGACCCUUGUCGACCCCUCAUUUUUUAUAUAUAAUAAUGACGUUGUCGUUGGCUUCUCAAUUAUUUAAAACUCGCGCGCUAUUUGACCAGAUGUCGAAUAGCUGCGCAUUUGUCGUCUCAGAGCAGACGACAAAACCACGUUUUCGCUUCUGCCGGCUUUUUCCAGCAGAGCUAAGCAAGCGAUCCGCGCGUCAACUCGUGCUGCGUCACGAUCUUCACCUGCGGUUCUUUUUGUAACUUAAUUACGUUUUUAUUAAAGAAUUAUAAUUUCACUAAUUGUUGCUUUUCUUUCGCGCGUGUUGUGCUGUGUCCAAUUUAUACUAAACUAGUAGGAUAAAUCCAACAACUGUACGACAACCCACGCAGAUUUGGUUCACAACGACAGUCAACACCGGUAAGUCUGAUUGAUUCUCUUCUUGACUCGCUCGCUUGGAUCUCUGCGAGGCAUCGCUCGUCACAAUUUUUAUCCUUUUAUGUUUCUCCCGCAUAAACUGUGGAAAUCUCAACCCUGUGCUCCCGAUACGAGACGGACUCACGCCGCGUAUUCAAAUAAUAUUAAAUUUCGUGUCC